GUCUUAUCAUUUCUGAGGUAAAUCUAAGAUGGCGGCCGUGGGCGCUCCGGCCGGGGUAGCCGGUGGCUCCGGCGCCGCCGCCGCGGCCUCUUCCUCCGCAACGGCGACGACGACGGCGCCUCCGCCCCCGCCCGCCUCUUCCUCCUCGGUGUCCGCGACCACGGCUCCGUCAUCGUCGUCCGCGGCGGCGCCUCAGCCUCCGUCGGGCGGGCCGCCCGGCGGGGCUGAGGCGGCGGCGGCGGGAGGAGGAGGAGGCGGAGACGGCAAUGGUGGCGGCUCGUCGUCGUCCUCGGCCUCCUCUUCCGCGGCCGGAGGCCCUCCGUCGUCGUCGUCUCCCGCGGCCGCGGCGGCCUCUUCGUCGUCGGGCGGCUCCUCGGAGUCGUGGUACGUGGCGCUGCUGGGCCUGGCCGAGCACUUCCGCACCUCCAGCCCGCCCAAGGUGCGCCUCUGCGUGCACUGCCUGCAGGCCGUGCUGCCCAGGAAGCCGCCGGCGCGCGUCGAGGCCCGGACCCACCUGCAGCUCGGCUCCGUCCUGUACCACCACACGCGGAACGGCGAGCAGGCGCGCAGCCACCUCGAGAAGGCGGUGAGGGAAGGCCGGACACACACGGGCAUGUAUGGGUGGCGGGUGGCGUUUGUGUGCAGGCGUGGUAGAUACACAGUUAGAGAGAGAGCACGAGCUUGUAUUUCCCGUGUGUGUGUGUGUGUGUAUAUAUAUAUAUAGAGAGAGAGAGGGAGAGAGAAAGAAGGGCUGUGCGUGCACAUUCGGGUGUAUGUUUGUGUGCCUGUGUGGGAUGCCAUGUAUUGUGUGCAGAUGCAUACACAUACAUGCGUGCGUGCACUGUAUGUCCAGAUACAGAUAGAUGCACUGUAUUUAUGUUGCACGUGGAUUUACAGGUGCUGUGUGUAGUGUUUGUGUGUAUGCAUGUUAUACAUAUAGAGAGAGAGAGUUAAUAUAUGGUGUGUGCAUAUAUAUAUAUAGAGAGAGAGAGAGAGAUAUUUUAGCUUUAAUUCCAUUGGAAAGACACAGAUUAGAAUAAAAGCAGCACAGGGCCAGCCCUUUCAUUAAAAGCAGCCAUUUCCCAAAAGCCUGUUGGAACAGGAAGGUCUUCAGCAACAAGAAGGGCUGAAGGACAGCAAAGGAGGGAGCCAGCUUGGCUUCUCUAGGAAGGGAGCAGUGAAUGAGAAGGCUGUCACACACAGAGAGAGAGAGAGGGAGAGAGAGAGAUACGUUUUGCCUGUGCAGGUGUAUACAUGUAAUAAUAAUAAUAGUAAAUGUUAUUUAUACCCCGCCCUCUCCGGCCAGAGCUGGGCUCAGGGCGGCUAACACCUGUAAAAUUUCAAUAAAAACAUAAUGGGGUGAAAAAACAAUUUAAAAUACAGGUUAAAAUGCAAUUUAAAAUGCAGCCUCAUUUUAAAGGUAGCCCAUAGAUCAAAACCGUAAGGGGAGGGAAACAUAAGGGUCAGACUGAGUCCAAACCAAAGGCCAGGCGGAACAGCUCUGUCUUGCAGGCCCUGUGGAAAGACAUCAAGUCCCGCAGGGCCCUAGUCUCUUGUGCCAGAGUGUUCCACCAAGUCGGGGCCAGUGCUGAAAAGGCCCUGGCCCUAGUUGAGACCAAUCUAAUCACCUUGCAACUUGGGACCUCCAGAGUGUUGUCAUUUAUGGACCUUAAGGUCCUCCGCAGGGCAUGCCAGGAGAGGCGGUCCCAUAGGUACGUGGGUCCAAGGCCGCAUAGGGCUUUAAAGGUCAAAAGAAGCACCUUAAACCUGACCCUGUACUCCACCGGGAGCCAGUGCAGUUGGUAAAGCACUGGAUGAAUGUGAUCCUGCGGCAAGGACCCCGUAAGGAGCCUCGCUGCGGCAUUCUGCACCCGCUGGAGUUUCUGGGUCAGCUUCAAGGGCAGCCCCGCGUAGAGCGAGUUGCAACAAUCAAGCCUGGAGAGAGAGAGAGAGAAUGAUUUGCCCAUGUGUGUGUAUUGCAUUUGUGGGGGACGGUGUAUAUAUACACAUAUACACAGAUACUAUAUAUUUUGCUUGUGUGUGACAGAGACAGUGCAUAUAUGCGUUCAUAUAUUACAGAGAGAAUGUUGAAUGUGACGUGCGUGCACAAGUGUGUGUAUGCAUGCAUGUGUAAUGUGGAGGGGUGUUACAUAUUAAUGUCGUGUGUGUCUCUGUUGUGUGUUGCAUGUCCAGGAAGGGGACGCAGAGUAUUUUUACAUCUGUGCAUGUAUAUAUCUUGUGUGUGUGUGUGUUUGGGGAUGGAUGUCAAGUAUUUAAAUUAGGUGCAUGUUAUGUGUGUGGAUGUGAUAGUGGAUGUUAUAGAGCAGGCAUCCCCAACCUUCGGCCCUCCAGAUGUUUUGAACUGCAAUUCCCGUCAUCCCUGACCACUGGUCCUGUUAGCUAGGGAUCAUGGGAGUUGUAGGCCAAAAUAUCUGUAGGGCUGCAGGUUGGGGAUGCCUGUUAUAGAGUUUGCUAGGUGUAGAUAUAUCGGGGUGGGGGGAGUGUGCCAUCAGCAUAUGUUGCAGUUAUAAAAAAAUUACUAUUCUGUUUCCCAAGGUGGAGAACAACAAAAAAGUUCUUCAGCUACUGUCUCUGAUAGAAUAACAAUCCCCUGCCCUCAUUGGGCUGUAUUUUUUGCCCUCAUAAUUUUUUGUUUCGUUUUUAAAAAACAUAUUUUUACUUUUUCAAACUUCAUGGUUUCCCAGAGCAUGUUGAUACCCACCCCCAUCUCUCUGUCGUUGGCCUUUUUUGGCUAUGGUCCUGUUGGCAUCCUCAUCCCCAGUUCAGUGUUAAACAGGAAGGGCAGGAAGAAAGCUUGAACUCCUUGUAUUAUUACAAUGGUGUAGGAAUUUCUUGACAGCUGCCCAAAAUUCUCCCAUUUUGUUAAAAUGUUACAUGCAUACAUACAGGAAAGGGUUUGAGCUACAUAAUUUCCCCUGCUGUGCAUAUAUAUAGCAGUGCCUAUGUGGAACAGUGAGAAGGAGAGACCUUGAGGUUGCGGUGUGUUAGAGAAUAAGCAGAAGGUUGAAAGGGCCUCUAUUGCUUGUUGUGUUUGGUUUAAAUGUGUUUGGUGGUGUGAGCUGCCUCAGUUAAUAGAAGGGAGAGCAAAGAGGAGAACACCCUUGAAAGGAACAACAGAGCAGGAGGAAGCAACUCAGUAGGAGUGUAGAAAACUGCAGUGAGUCAGUCAACAUUGGUCAACCUAGCUCAGUACUGUCUACACUGAUUGGCAGCUGCUCUGGGGUUUCAGGCAAGAAGUCUUUUCUCAGCCUUGUUGGAGAUGUCAUUGGGGAUUGAACCUGGGACCUUCUGCAUGCAAAGCAAGGGCUCUAUGGCUGAGCUGGAGCCCUUUAGGAGGAGGAGGAGGAGGAGUUUGGAUUUGAUAUCCCACUUUAUCACUACUAAGGAGUCUCAAAGCGGCUAACAUUCUCCUUUCCCUUCCUCCCCCACAACAAACACUCUGUGAGGUGAGUGGGGCUGAGAGACUUCAAAGAAGUGUGACUGGCCCAAGGUCACCCAGCAGCUGCAUGUGGAGGAGUGGAGACGUGAACCCGGUUCACCAGACUACGAGUCUACUGCCCUUAACCACUACACCUACACUGGAUAAAGUAGGUGCGGGGGCAUCCCAAGAAUGAACUGAGACCAUCAGCAAGUGUGUGGGGAGAAUGAAAGUGGACUGUGGACUUUUUCAAGGGGCACGGUUGUGUCGGCAUCUUGAGAACAGAAAAGAAAGAAAGUGAAAGGUGGACACCCAAAAAGGGUGCUCUGUUCAUCUUUUAUUUCCAGUGGGAAGCCCCAUAGCUCAGUGGUUAGAGCACCUGCUUUGCAUUCAGGAGGUCCCCUGUUCAAUUCCUGGCAUCUCCAAAUAGGACAGAGAGAGACUCUGUUCUGAAUCUCUGGAAAGAAGUAUUGCUACCAGUGCGAGGGACAAGGCAGCUCAGUAGUGACAACUCCAAGCUGUCUCAAAGUCUUCCCCAUCCAUUUAUGUCAAGAGCUUCAUUUUUGUUGAUUCCAGGAAUACCUCAUUUCUCUCUGUUUCUCUUACAGUGGCUGAUAUCACAGCAAGUAUCCUUUUUUCUGGUCUCAUGGAAAUGGGGGUUGUGCUGCUUGGAGGGGAAAACACAACUACGUGUCAACAGAGCGUUUAACAAGCCCCAUUGAUUCUAUGCUUUGGUUUUGUUAAUAUAAAUUUUGAGAAGCAACUGUGCUCCCUAUUUUUUGGAUACCCCUUAAAACAAUUGCUCCAUCAUUUUUUUUUACUAUAUUAGCUUAACUUGGAUGCUGUCAGAUUCCGCAAUUUGAGGAUGUCAAAUUCGAAGCUGCCAGUCUGCUGUCGGAGCUGUAUUGUCAGGAGGUAAGUGGAGAAAGAAUGUAUUUCCCACUCAGUUCUUUAAAUCCCAAAGUUCAGUGGGGUCAGCAGCCAGAGAAGACUUAGAAAGGUGGUUUACAAAAUAGAGCUGAGCUGAGACAGUGCUGCUUGUGGGCUUCCCAUGAGGUCAUCUCGUUGGACACUGAGAUCAGAGUGCUGAACUAGAUGGGCCUUUGGCCUGAUGUGGCAGCCAGGCUCUUGCAGUUUUAUUGCUUGCUGAUACAUGGGAUUGCAUGUUGGAGUGUGUAUCUGUGGAGGCAGGCAAGAGACAGAGCGCUUGGUUGAUCCUGAGCGCCUGGCAGAGUGCAAGAGGAGGGAUGACAGACACUCCCUCCAUGCUCAGAUUGGGCUACUCAGAAUGGGAUAGAGCACUUUCUCAACAUUCCUGGGGAUCAUCAGCUCUUGACUCUUUUCACACACUAAUACCUAAUCCUGUAUAAUUCUGCCAGUUAUGUAUUAUCUGUGCAAUCAAAAUGAAUUUCAGGAACCAAAAUGCUUUUUAUGUGCAGUCUCAGCAGGAGUGGUGAACGUUAUAGUUAAUUGUUGUCGCUUGUCUUCACUUACCCCACUACCAUUCUCACAGUUGUGAAGAAUAGCCCUACAUUACAAAUGGUCCAUGUCACCAUUAAGAAAAAGAGGUAGGAAUAGGCCAAUAGAUAUAUGGACUGGAUCAAGUAACUUUUCUUCUGUAAGUUCUCAAAGUUCUUAACCUGCCUCAACUUGUCAUCUGCACUAGCCAGAUGUUUAACUGAGAGUCAAUCACAGUCAGUCCAUCAUUUGAAAAAUAAGACUUUAGAGCUGUCUUUCCCCCAAAAUGGCAACUAGACAUUCUGGUUUGGCGGCUGCAACCUUGGUUUAAGGAGCCAUUUGGCACCUGGAUUCUAUAUCUGAAUUUCUAAUACAGUCGUACCUUGGUUCCCAAAUGCCUUGGUUUCUGAACUUUGGAAGUCGAACAGACUUCUGGAAUGGAUUCCAUUAGGCUUCCAAGGUACAUCUGUACUGGCUGAAGUUCUUAGCUCAGUCUGACAUCAUCUUGUUGAUUCUCCUAUUUUGGGUUAGAACUUUGGGUCCCUCCCUUUAUAUCCAUAUUUUUGUUGAUUUGAUUUGUUUUGUUUCAGAACUCUGUCGACACUGCAAAACCCCUGCUUCGUAAAGCCAUCCAGAUUUCACAGCAGACUCCAUACUGGCACUGCCGCCUCCUCUUCCAGCUGGCGGUAUGCUUAUUUUAAGCCAAGGGUGGUGAGCCAUUUUCAGCCGGAGGACUGUGUUUCCUUCUGUGUGACCUUAUGUGGGGCUGUGUGUUAGUGGUGGGUGGGGCCAGAGACAAAAGUGGGCAGAUCAAUUUACUUACUCAAAGAAUUGUAGAGUUGGAAGGGAUCACGAGGGUCAUCUAGCCCAACCCCCUGCAAUGCAGGAAUCUUUUGCACAAGGUGGGGCUUGAACCCACAACCCUGAGAUUAAGAAUCUCAUGCUCUGCUGACUGAUUUGUUUUCAUUGAUUAAACUCACUACUCAAAGGGUUUCCCAGUGGCUUACAUUGAGUGUGUGUGUGUGUAUGUGUAUGUAUACGCAUAAUUGCAUUGUAUAACGUAUACGAUAUAACACAUUUAUAUUUCAUACAACAUGUUGGGGAAACAAAUGAAAAACCACCAGCCCCCCCCCCAACAGUAAUAGAAAACUCAAUACUGACACUGUCAGCUUCUGCAGUUAGCUGUAGGAUCAGAUUUGAAAGGAAGAAGUAGCUAACUUUCAAAAUGUAACUGUGUGUGUAUUUCUUUCUCCACUUAGCAACUUCACACACUUGAAAAAGAUUUGGUGUCUGCUUGUGACCUCCUGGGGGUUGGAGCAGAAUACGCCCGUGUGGUAGGGUCGGAAUAUACAAGGUGAGUCCUUUCUUAUGGGGCAACUUUUUCCACCAAAGUUGAUGGGGCCAGGGGGGUUAUUAGGGGUACUCUGGGGGCUCAUUCAACCUUCCAAGAGAGAGGGGGCUGCUUGGUUGUCACAGGCUCAUGAUGGGGGCCUUCUCAGUGGUGGUUCCCUGCUUGUGGAAUGCCCUCUCUCUCUCAUUAUCAGCUUUCAGGAGGAAUUGAAAACUAUUCCUGUUCACCCAGGCAUAAGAGAAUAGAAUUGUUUUAAGAUGCUUGCUUGUAAUUGUGUUUAGAUGUUUUAAAUACAUUAAGCUCAUUGCAGUGGAAAGGCAUGGUAUAAAAACUUUAAUUGAAAGUUCUUAGCUUCCUUGCACUUCUGGUGGUCUUGCCUGUAUUUUAGAAUCUUCAAUUUGUUAUUUUUUUCCCCUUUCAGAGCCCUGUUUCUGCUAAGCAAAGGCAUGGUAAGUUGUGUGUGCUUGGAGAAACCGGUUUAAAUAGUUCUAGAUUUGCUAGAUCACAAACCUGCAGAUGGGCAGUUCAGUUGUGGCCUACAAAUAGAAGGCUGCAUUAAGCCACACAUCACCCUAAACAUAUCUUUAAUACAGAAGUGGGCGGCCUGUGGUCCCCCCCCCCGAUGUCUCCAACAACUAUUCCGGCCAAUGGUCAGGGGCGAUGAUGGGAGUUGUAGUUCAGCAACAUCUGGAGGACAGCAGGUUCCCUAUCCCCAACCUUAGAAGUUGUAUUCUCUACUGAGAGUAGGGAAUGCUUCUCCUUGGAUCAAGGGCAGGGAAGUCUCCGGCCCUCUGGAUCUUGGACUCCAGCAUCCACUUGCAUGGCCGGUGGUCACAUGCUGCUAGUUCAGCAGAUCUGGAGGGCCACAGAUGUUCCCCCAUCUCUCAUCUAGUUCUUGCUGCUUGCUUGACCCCUUGAAUUAAGAUAAAAAUACAGAACUAAAUGGGGUGCAGUCCAGCAGGCUCUGCUUAUAUUCUUACCACACAGCCUUGAAACCCAAAUGGGAUGCUGUGAGGAUGUUUUAAAACAAAUAAUGUUGGUUGUAUACAGCAUCUGCUCUACAGAGUAGUACAGUGGUACCUCGGGUUACAUACGCUUCAGGUUACAUACGCUUCAGGUUACAGACUCUGCUAACCCAGAAAUAGUACCUCGGGUUAAGAACUUUGCUUCCGGAUGAGAGCAGAAAUUGUGCUUGGGCGGUGCAGCGGCAGCAGGAGGCCCCAUUAGCUUACGUGGUGCUUCAGGUUAAGAACAGUUUCAGGUUAAGAAUGGACCUCCGGAACGAAUUAAGUACUUAACCCGAGGUACCACUGUACUAUUAUUUUAUUCAUUCAUUCAGUUUAUAUCCUGCCCUUCAUCAGAAGCCCGUAGGGUGGUGUACAACAUUAAAAACACAUUACAGAAUAUCAGUGAUAAAAAUAUAAAAAGUCAACUGACGAACAGCCUAAUAAUGAAAUAGUCAUCAUAAUAACAGUCCUCUCCCCCACACUUUCUCAUUCACACAGUGAAAUUGAAAUCAGUGAACGUGAUUAAUUUGGGUCCAUUAAUUUUCAGUGGUUUUAUUCUGAGUAGGGCUGAUGUUUGAUAUCACUCUGUACUUUUUAAAUCAAAAGGUCACGAGUUCUAGUAAAUGUUCCCAUGAAAAAUAACGAUAUUUGGAAAUGCAAGUUUUGACAAAGCGCAACAUCUCAAGUUAAUUUUAAGACUUUAUUAAGAGUGUUAGCUGUUAUGAGAAAGGAAAGGGAGGAAUUUACGCCUUAUGGGAUACGAACACAUACAACCUCUUGUGAUGACAAUUGCUAAACACUGGAGGACUUUAAGUGUUGACUUGAAAGUGGAGUGGACGGCUGCAGUAUGUCACCUGGCACUAAUGGAAAAGCUAACUCACAAAUGCCAGAUGACUUGAACAAACCAUAUGCACAUUUUAUGCCAGUAAAACCAAUAUAUUGGUUUUUGGUGGGGAUGUCCACCGUUCUGGGAGCAGGUGGGGUGGGGCGGGUUAGAGCUUUUCCUUUUAAUUACCUGGAGCAAAACAAUAGAAACAUUUUUUAAAAAAACAAACCAAAAAACUUGGGUGACAUCCAGUACUGCAUGAAUGAAUUUAUCCUUCUUGUUUGCCCUGCAGCCCUCUCAAAUGUUUCUCCGGAGAGUCCCUCAGCCCUCCGGACCAGAUUUAGAAUUCUAAAGUAGUCACAUGACAGGCAAGGUUUACUUUGAUCUUCUGAUUGCAGCCAUUUUAUUUCCUUUUUUGCCUCUUCUCUCCUUUUUUCAUAAUCGUCAGCUGCUCCUUAUGGAGAGGAAGUUACAAGAGGUGCAUCCACUGCUUACGUUGUGCGGACAGAUAGUGGAGAACUGGCAGGGGAACCCCAUCCAGAAGGAGUCUCUGCGAGUCUUCUUCUUGGUGCUGCAAGUGACACAUUACCUGGAUGCUGGUCAGGUGAGUGGAAGGCACUACAGACGCCUGGUAGUUUUCCCCUCCCCCAUCCUUGCAUCCUGCAGUGGUUAGAAGCAAGAAGCUUGUAGUGGCAAGCUUAGCUAUGUCUUCUUGGUCUUUUUGAAUUCACUUGGGCUUACUCCCAGAUAAGUGAGGUUAGGAUUGGAGCCUUUGGGUUGUAUUCAAGCAAAUAUUAUUGGGACUAGUCCAGUGUUUCCCAAACUUGGGUCUCAAGCUGUUAUUGGAGUAUAACUCCCAUCAUCCCUGGCUAGCAAGAGCAGUGGUUAGGGAUGAUGGGAAUUGCAGUCCGAAAACAGCUCGAGACCCAAGUUUGGGAAACACUCGACCCAUUGAAAUGAAUAGGCCUCGGUUAAGUCAUCUCCAAUCAUUUCAGUGGCUUGUAUCCAACUAAGGCACACUUUCGCCACUUUCGCACUGUACAUUUGAAGCACUGUGACAGCACUUUAGCAGUCAUGGCUCCCCCCCCCCCCCCGAAUAAUGGGAGCUGUAGUUUGUUGAAGGUGCUGGGAGUUGUUUGGAGGCCCCCAUUCUUCUUCGAGAGCUAUGACUGCCAGAGUGGUUUAAUAAUCAUUCCCUCUUCCCAGGGUACUCUCCUUUUUUAAAAAAAACCCUAUUGAUUGAUUUUUCACCCACAAUAAAAGCCUUACAAAUUUUAACAUAGACUAUAACCCAUCUUCCCCCUACAUGGUUUCCAUAUUUACCCUUGAAUGCUGUCUGUUUCAUACACGCUAUUCAAUACAUACAGUUUAACCUAUUUAUUUUAAUAAUUAAUGCUGUUGCUCAUAUUUCAUCUCCCUUUAGUAGUUUUUUUUUAAUACUCAGUAACAGGUCUCCAUUCAUCAAGGAUUUUUUUAUUUUUAUUUUUUUUGUAAUUUUGGUCUCUAAUCUUUGCUGUUAAUCUUGCCUGUUCUGCAUACUCCCAUCAUUUUCAAAAGCCAUUCUUCCUUUGUUGGAAUCUCUCCUCCUUUUCAUUUUUGGGUGUACGGUUUGUGCUGUUGUCGUUAUAUACUUAAAUAAGUUAACCAACUCUUUUGGUACUUCAUUAUCUGUAAUUCCGAAAAGAAAAGCUUCGAGUUUCUUGGGAUUCCCAGGGUACUCUCCUAACAACUUAGAAAUCUGCUUGACAAUUGGACUGCAUCCAGGUUGCAGCCUGGACCCACACCAGCAGUGCCAUGACAGCUGGGGGGAGAGAAGGAAGGCAGCUGGGAGAGGAACAGAGGGGAAGCCCUCCCCCCCGCCCCCUCAUUCAAUGGGAUUAAUAAUCAUUGUAUACUGCCCCUCAUCCGUAGAUCUCAGGGCGCUUCACAACAUUAAAAUCAGCAGGUGGUAGCUUUUCUCUUUGCUGAGGCGACCCCUUCCUUUCCCCAGGUGAAGAGUGUCAAGCCUUGCCUGAAGCAGCUCCAGCAGUGCAUCCAGACCAUCUCCACCCUCCAUGACGACGAGAUCCUGCCCAGCAACCCUGCUGACCUCUUCCACUGGCUACCCAAGGAGCACAUGUGUGUGCUGGUCUACCUGGUGAGCUGCUCAAUGCACUUGUGAACCCAAGAUUGGGGCUGCGUCCUAGGAAGCUAUACCAGUGUUGCACUACUAUUCUGACCAGGUCACGGGCUGCAUGGCCCAUGGUAGGGGAGGUCAAAGGCUUGGGUUAUAUCCAGUGUUAGUCCUACUCAGAGUAGAUCUACUGGAAACUUAGGUCCAUUUAAUUUAAGUGGGUGUAACAGUGUAGAACUUACAUUGAUACAAUGCAAUGCAUGUGACUCAUACCAGACACACACUAAGGCUGGGUGAUAUAUCACUAUAUCCUCCAAAACUGUUUUGAAGUCCAUAUCAUGAUAACAGGUUCAUAAUUUUUGACCUGGCAAUGUAUCGCAAAUCAUGAUAUAUGUAUGUGCGUGCUAUGCAAAAAUCACGAUGUGGGGAAAACCGUGAAGCCAGCCAAUGUUUUGCUCGAUUCCUUCAGCUCCUGUUAACUGCCAGCUCAGCUCUCCCCUGCAGGAAUUACAAGUUUUUGGGCAGCUCAUGAAAAAUUCUCUUUUAUAGCCCUUGGUGGGAAAGUGGGUCAAGUUAUCUGUGCUGUGAGGGAUGAGUUUGACAACUCACAGUGGCAUACAUCGUUCAUCGUUCUUCCCGCCCCCCACCCCCAAUCUCAUUUAACCCUCACAGCAACCCUGUGAGGUAGGCUAGGCCAAGAGGCAGUGACUGCUCCGAAUGUCAUCCGGUGAGCUUCAUGGCUGAGUGAGGAUUUGAACUCUGGUCUCCCAGGUCCCAAUCCAACACUUGUAACCAUUACACCACACUGGCUCUUUUGUUUUCUUGCAGAAUGAUGGCAAAAGGCUUCUGCUUGUCUGUUCCCACAGGUGACAGUAAUGCACUCAAUGCAGGCCGGAUACUUGGAGAAGGCACAGAAGUACACGGACAAGGCGCUUAUGCAGCUGGAGAAACUCAAAAGUGAGCAGCAGGAAUUAUUUUCUUCCCUGCCAUGUCUUUGUUCUUUUGAGAUUCCGUGCUUGGAAUGCUCACCAUGUGCAUGUUAAAUCUCUGCCAGAGGGUGUCCUUCUCCCCCACCCCCACUAUGCACUUCCACUUUAUCACUGCCACCUUUUUUGUGGAGGGUUGUCAAUCCCCUUUUGUAAGGCCAGUCAUACCCCCAUCUCCAACCCACUACCAGCAAAUACCAUUUACCGUAUUUUUCUGUGUAUAAGACGACCCCUAUUUUUUUAACCCAAAAUUAAGUUGUUUAGCAUUUGGGGGGGGGGUGACUUCCACCAAUCGCUCACCCACCUGCCCGCCACCGCCAAUUGCUUGCCACAGUCACUGCCGAUUGCACACCUCGCUGCAGCUGCCAGUUGUCUGCCCACUUGCCGCCACCAACAGCCCACCCACCCACUUGCCACAGCCGCCAAUCGCCUGCCCAAUUGCCGCAGCCACAGCCAGUUGCCAGCAGCCACCAAUCACCCGCCCAAUCACUGCUGCCAAUCUCCUGCUUGCUGCUGCCAUUAAUCGCACGUCCCCCCUCUGCAUUCACUAUCUGUGUAUAAGACGACACUCAAUUUUUGCCUAAGUUUUUUUAGCAAAAAGCAUCUUCUUAUACACAGAAAAAUAUAGUAUCCUUUUGUUACACUGCAACGUCAACCAAGAUCUAUUUGUAAGCAUAUGUGAAUGUGCCCCGAGUUUUCUUUAUUCCCCUCUGGGACUUCAGAAAUGCAAGGACCCCUCGCCUCACUGCUUCUGGCAUAUCCCUUUUUGGUCUGCUCAAUCACGCCCUCCCCAUUGGAAAGGAGGCUGGGGCCAGAAGGUGGCUUUGCCAGCCCAAAGAAGUGCCCAUAGAAUAUCAAGAUUGCUGAGCAGCUCUUUCCACUUGCCCCUGGAGAGGCUGUCACAGCUGCUUUUGCCCUCCUUUCCACCCACACUAAAGGCGCCACCAUUUCUUUUUCACUUCCAGUGCUGGACUGCAGCCCCAUCUUGUCUUCCUUCCAAGUGAUUUUGUUGGAACACAUCAUCAUGUGCCGCCUCGUGACGGGUCACAAAGCCACAGCCCUGCAGGAGGUAGAGCCCAGUUUCUGUAUUCCAGGGGUUCCUGCUUUAUAUUCUUUAUUGGAAAAUAAAAAGUACAAAAUUAACAAGUGUGCAGUAGGGUUAUAAAAACGAUUUCCUAUAUCAUAAAGGGAUGAACUUUUUCUUAGAAACACUGAAAAAGGGACUAAUUCUUCUCAGUUGCGACAAAAGGUCACCCCAAAAUGAAGAGUUGAAAUCACCGUAUAUGUAACGUUACUACUCAUAAGUAUCAGCACUCUUAAAAACUUUAUGGAACUGUUUGGAAUUUUCACAUCUGUAAAAGAACUUUGAAAAGCAUCAGAAAAGCACUGGAAGCAGGAGACAUCCAUGCUUCAGAUACCAAAAAGUAAUACGUGUGCAGAACGCGCAAUCCAAGUGAUGCAGGAAUGUUAUGGUGCUUGUGGUAGAAACAAAGACAAAGUACAACCACGAUUUAUUCUAAGCAAUAAUAAGUGAUUCACAGUGUACAAAACAUUGUACAAAUAUUAGAAAAUUUGCAAACUCAAUUUUUCCUAUAUACAUGCUAGUCAUAUUACAUAAUGCAUUAUACAGUUACAUAUACAAAAAUUGAUUUAUUGAUAUUGGGGUGACCUUUUUUCAAAAGAUUUGGAAAUGACAGUUCAUUCCUUUGUUUUUAGGCAAAAGUUCAUCUAACUAAGCUACAGGAACAUCAGGUUGUAAAAAAGUUAUAAGCCUAGUGUGCAGAGUAAGGUAAGACACGAAAAAGAAGAAACAAGAAAUAGUACCCAUAUAGAAAACAAAAAAAAAGAAAAGAAAAAAGAUAUUGUGAAAUUAGGGUAUUAUUGUAGUUAACCAGACCUUAAUCUAAUAUGGUAUUUAUAAAAAUGAAUUCCAGGGAUUCCUUUUUCACAUCCUUUGAGGGCAGAGGAGCAGGCAAAGCCCCGCUGUGCUUGCUGAAGGCGCAGCAGCGCUGAGAAGCUCUUAGUGCAGCCUGGAGUUGGUAGGAGUUGCAGUCCAGAACAGCUGAUAGCAGUUACAGCUCAUUAGAUUCUUGCAUUGCAGGGGGUUGGACUAGAUGACCAUCGGAUCCCUUCCAGCUCUACAAUUCUGUGAUCAGGAGGGGGGCUGUGGUUUGGCAAAGGCUGCCUUAGCACAGAGGUGGGCAGCCCAAGGGCCACAUUCUCUGCUGGAUAACCUUCCAGGGGCCACAUGGUGGGUGGGGCCUGAGGCAAAAGUGGGUGGGACAACAGGUAAACAUUUUAGCUUUGUAGAGCAGGCUAGUUUCUAUACACACACUUCUCUGUCCUUGGUCCGGUCAAUCAAGAGGCAUCAUUGGAGUGCAAGGAAACAAUCCCAGCAAUGCAAGAACCCUUAAGGGGCCGGAGGUCAGAGAGGGGUGGCUGGUCUGGGGGAAAGCCCCAAGGCUCCCCCACCUUGAGGAGAGAGGGGUGGUCUACUGCAGCAGCAGCAGCAGCAGUACUGCAGACAUUACUUAGCUGGGGCUGGUGAAAGAUGGUGGAGGAAUGGCAGGCAGAGGGCGGGAGGUGACCCUCGUGGGGCUUUGUGGGAGAAAGAUCCGUCAGUGUGGGAAAGAAACCCACAGCACUAACUUAAAUGCCACCUCUCCCUCCCAUUUGCCUCGUCUUCCAAAAGAUCUCCCAGGUUUGCCAGCUCUGCCAGCAGUCUCCUCGGCUCUUUUCAAACCACGCAGCUCAGCUCCACACUCUGCUGGUAAGUAUAUCAGCCUGAGUUUGAGGGGGGUGUACUCUUCACUGUGAUUCCCUUCCAGCUCUACAAUGCACAGAGGAUUUCUUUUUUUAAAAAAAAAAGCCCAACAGACACUGUCUUUCUUCCUCUUAAGCCAUGUAAUUGGGGCAGGGGCGGGUGGGGGGUAAACCUCCUUCAACUGAAUCCAGUUAAAAUUUAUUUGUUGUUACAUUUUAUUGUUUUAAACAACUUACAUUGAUUUAUUUGCAGUAUUUAUAAACUGCUUUCCAGGCAGACUGUAUAAAGCAGUUUGCCUAAGAUUAUUGCAGCGAUAAGCAUUGAAUUUUUAAAAGCUGCAAGAGAAUAGAAAAGACAAACUGUUAGUUCAGAAAAAGCUGCUCCUGCUUCUUUGCCCCUUCCAGUUUCUCUGAAAGUAAACUUGGGGUGGUGGUGUCCCUGCUCUAUUCCUUUGUAAUGAGGAGAGGGGAUUGGUUUAUUUCUAUUUUCUACCAAGUUUCAUGCCAAAAGGGUUUUAUACCCACUGCUGCUGCUAUGCUCUCUCCCACCCCACCCCUCUCUCUAGAGGCCAGAGUUGUUGAACCUUGGAAUGGUAAUUUCUCUUUUUCCCUCGCAGGGGCUGUACUGCAUUUCCGUAAACUGCAUGGACAACGCGGAAGCUCAGUUCACCACAGCACUCAGGGUAAGGCUGGAUUCAGUGUCUCAACACAGAGCUGGAAGUUGGCUUCCUGUGUCCAGGCAUUCUCCUUCAAACACAGUUCCUUAACAAAAGUGGGAAAUCCUGCCUUCUGUGAGUUGGGUUGUUGUUGUUUUCAGUCAUGCUCUGACUUUGCCUUACUUCCUCUUCCUCUUCCCCACACCCACAGCUCACCACCCACCAGGAAUUGUGGGCUUUCAUUGUGACUAACCUGGCGAGCGUCUACAUCAGGGAGGGGAACCGGCAUCAAGAGGUAGGACGAUUCCCUUGGCUUCAGUCCUGGACUUGCCUUUCAGAGCACUGGCUGGGAACAUCUAUGGAAUCCCAACACCUUCAUCCUACCAGUGUGGCUAAUGGUCAGGAUUGAUUAUGGUUUCUGGGAGUCCAGCAACAUCCGAGAAAGCCACAGAUGUACCCCUUUGCUGUUUUUAAUGUGUAUUGCUGAACAUUAAACAUCCUUCCUCCUUUUCUCCUCUCCUCUAGCUUUACAGUUUAUUGGAAAGAAUAAAUCCAGAUCACAACUUCCCUGUGAGGUAUGUGCGCCAGUUAUGCUUGGAAGCAAAUAGAUUUAUGGUUUAGUAGUGACCAGUGUUUGAAAUUCUCUAUCGGCCACUUGCAACCCAGUGAAGAUGCCUGGGCGCCAGGAUGGUGCCUGAUGUCUCCACCAUCUGGGGAUCAUUGGAUCUGGACUGUUUUCACACCCUAAUACCCUAUCCCAUAGAAUUCUAUCCAUUAUAUUUUAUCUGCACAAUAGAGAACAAAUUUCUGGAACCAAGAUGCUUUUAUUGUGCAGCCUGAGCAGAAGCAGUUACCAUUAAGAAAAAAGGUCCAAAUAGGCCAAUAGAUGUGUGGACUGUCCCUACAUCAGGUGGUUUUCUUCCUGAAGUUCUCAAAGCUCUUGCCCUAGCUCAAGAUUGUCCUCUGAACUAGCCAAAUGUUUAACUGAGAAUCAAUCACAAUCUGUCUGACCAUAAUUCAAUAUCCCUGGAAAUUAAGUGUGGAAUUCAGGGUAUGUAUCGAUAGAGAAUGAAUGAAUGAAUACUUAUUUGAAAAUGAAGAUGUAACUGAAAAGGCCAAAAACACUUUAAAAGACUUUUUUGAGUUAAACCUUAAUAAUGAGACAAAUAUUGAUAUGGUUUGGGAUGCUAGUAAGGCGGUGCUAAGAGGCUUUCUAAUCCAGCAAAAUAGUCAUAGAAAAAAAAUAAGAGAACAAAAGAAAGAUGGAAUCCUGACCCAAUUAAGAGAAUAUGAGAAAAAAUUAAUAACAAAUCCUAGUGAUGAUCAGAUUAAACAAACAUCCAAAUUGUUACAAUUACAAUACUCAACGCUAAUUAACCAAGAAGUUGAAUGGAGAAUUAAAUCAAUGAGGCAAAAAAAUUUCGAAUCCGCAAACAAAACGGGAAAAUUUUUAGCCUGGCAACUACGAAAAAGGAAAAAGCAAAAUGUGAUCAACAAGAUAAAAAUAGAAGAAAGGCUUGUGGAAGAGCCAAACGAAAUAAAGAAAAACUUCCUAAAUUUUUUUGAAAAAUUAAACAAAAAAGAAGAAGAAGAUAUAAUAGAAAUAGGAAAAUAUUUAGAAAAUAACAGAAUAACAUCCAUAACGGAGGAAGAGAAAACCCAAUUGAAUAAGUCCAUAACAAUAGAUGAAGUCCAGGAAGCAAUAAAGAAAAUGAAACUAGGGAAAGCUCCAGGCCCAGAUGGCUUGUCGGCCAAAUAUUAUAAAGUUAUUGGAGAACAGUUAGCCCCGGUGCUACGUGAUGUAAUGAAUAACAUCCUACAAGGAGGGAAGAUACCGGACUCCUGGAAAGAUGCCCACAUAACAUUGAUACCUAAAGCGGAGUCAGAUAAACGGGGGUAUAAAAAACUACAGACCGAUAUCGCUUCUUAACAAUGAUUAUAAAAUAUUUGCGGAAAUUAUGGCAAACAGAUUUAAGCAUUAUCUAAAAAAUGUAAUACACACGGGUCAAGCUGGAUUCCUUCCUAAUAGACAACUAAAAGAUAACGUUAGGCAUAUAAUAAAUAUCAUCGAAUACCUGGAAAGGAAGAAUGAAAUCCCUGCAGUAUUAAUUUUUAUCGAUGCAGAAAAAACAUUUGAUAAUGUUUCAUGGCAGUUCCUAUUAAAGUGUAUGGAGACAGCAGGGAUAGAAGGUGCCUUCAUGGAGGGAAUCAAAGCAAUUUAUUCUAGUCAAAGAGCCAAACUGAUUAUUAACAACAAUUUAACUGAUACAUUUGAGAUUUCCAAGGGUACGAGACAAGGCUGCCCCCUGUCACCGCUUCUUUUCAUAAUGGUAUUGGAAGUAAUUGCAAAUAAGAUAAGGAAAACACCAGAGAUACGAGGAAUUAGAAUUGGGGUGAAAGAAUUCAAACUGAAAGCAUACGCGGAUGACUUGGUAAUCUCACUGGAGGACCCAAAACAAAAGUAUGGACAAAGCCCUGGUACUUCUAGAGGAAUUUGGGAGAGUAGCGGGCUUUAAGCUAAAUAAAACUAAAACUAAAAUGAUGGUAAAGAACAUGGGGGAAGACCUAAGGAGGCAGUUGGAACUCCAAUCAGGAAUUAAAGAAGUAAAAAAGGUAAAAUACCUAGGAGUGUGGCUUACAAUGAAAAACAUAAAUUUAAUGGCUGAUAACUACAUAAAUACCUGGAAGGAUAUCCAAAAGGAACUAGACAUCUGGAACAGGAUAAAACUCUCCUGGUCAGGUAGAAUGGCAGCAAUCAAGAUGUGCAUAUUGCCGAAACUAUUAUUCCUAUUCCAAAACGUCCCGGUGAUUAGAGGAAGUGCAAUAUUCCAAAACUGGCAAAAAAUUCUCUCUAAAUUUAUAUGGCAAGGUAAAAGACCGAGAAUUAGAUUUAAAUUGUUAACGGAUAAAAAAGACGGGAGGAUUCUCGGUCCCAAAUCUGAGACUGUACUAUGAAGCCUCGUGCCUUUGCUGGCUUAGAGAAUGGAUUACUUUGAAAAAUACAGAUCUGCUAGACUUAGAAGGAUUUGACUUAAGAUUUGGUUGGCAUGCUUAUCUCUGGCAGAAUAAGGAAAAGGUGCAUAAAAGCUUCUCGAACCAUAUUAUCAGAGGAACAUUGUUAGAAACAUGGGAAAAGAACAAGAAACUGUUGGGGGGAAAAAACCCCUGGUGGUUAUCGCCUAUAGAUAUGUUAACUAUUAAAAAAACAAAUAUAGAAGGUGAGAGAUGGACCUAUGAAGACCUCCUAGAAAGAUCAGAAAGAGGAUGGAAAAUUAAAAAGUAAAUUAUCAGGUUGGCUGCAGUACCAUCAAAUUAAUGCCUUAUGGAAGGAAGAUAAAAAGAUCAGAAUGAACGGAAAAAAAUCCAAGUUCCAGGUAGAAAUAAUAGAAGGUAAAACCAAACUGCUAUCUAAAAUGUACAAUCAGCUACAGUGGUGCCCCGCAAGACGAAUGCCUCGCAAGACGAAAAACUCGCUAGACGAGAGGGUUUUUCGUUUUUUGAGCUGCUUCGCAAGACGAUUUUCCCUAUGGGCUUGCUUCGCAAGAUGGAGACGUCUUGCGAGUUUGUUUCCUUUUUCUUAACACCGUUAAUACAGUUGCGACUUGACUUCAAGGAGCAACUCAUAGAACGCGGUGUGGUAGCCUUUUUUGAGGUUUUUAAAGACUUUGGUGAUUUUUGAAGCUUUUCCAAAACUUUUCCGACACUGCUUCGCAAGACGAAAAAAAUCGCAAGACGACAAAACUCGCGGAACGAAUUAAUUUCGUCUUGCGAGGCACCACUGUAUUAGAAUGGGACACCAAGGAUGAGGAGGUUAAGGAUGUCAUGACAAAAUGGGCAAUAGACCUCGGAUACAAUUUGGAUUUUAACAAAUGGAAUCCAAGUUCCAGGUAGAAAUAAUAGAAGGUAAAACCAAACUGCUAUCUAAAAUGUACAAUCAGCUAUUAGAAUGGGACACCAAGGAUGAGGAGGUUAAGGAUGUCAUGACAAAAUGGGCAAUAGACCUCGGAUGAAAUUUACAGCUUGCACCACCCUCAGAGAAAAUAUGGAAAAGAUGAUGUCCGUUGGUACAUCACCCCUGUGAAACUGCAAAAAAUGUAUAAGACCGGAGAUAAUAGGUGUUGGAAGUGUAAAACCAAAGAAGGAAGUUUCUUCCACAUGUGGUGGAAGUGUGAAGAAAUCAAAAAAUUUUGGGAAUCAAUAUAUAAUGAACUGAAAAAAUACUUAAAUACACUUUCGUUAAAAACCCGAAGCUUUUCUUCUGGGAAUGAUCGGAGACGAGAUUAAAAAAGAGGAUCAUAUAAUGUUUCAACACGCAACCGUAGCUGCCAGGAUCUUGUUAGCAAAAAAUUGGAAAACCCCAAAUAUCCCGACUGUUAAAGAUUGGCAAAUUAAAUUAUUUGAAUAUAUGGAUUUGGCAGAAAUGACACAGAAUAUCAGACAGCAAAAAGGUACAAAGUUUAUUGACGAUUGGACUAAAUUUAUAACAUACAUGGAAUCAAAUUCUAGAUAUAUAAAAAUCACAGUAGGUUUAAUAUAAUCCUUGCGAUGUUUAGAUGACAUAAAAUGAAAACGGCAGAACAGAAUUACUACUUUACAUAACCCAAAACCGAGAUGGAGGGAAGUCAACUAUUAUUUGUGUUAACUGAUGUUUGUCUUCUGGUUUGUUUAUAUUUUCUGUUUUGGUUGAUGUUUUUCUUUUCUCUUUUCAUUGGUGUGUUUGGUUUAUUUUCCUUUUUCUUUUUUUUCUUGUUGUUUGGCUUAGAAAAUUAAUAAAAAGAAAUUAAAAAAAAAAGAGAGAAUCAAUCACAAUCAGUCCAUUAUUUGAAAAAUAAGACUUUAGAGCCAUCUUGCCCCAAAAUGGCAAAUAGACAUUCCGUUUUUAAUGAAAGCCUAUUAUUACGGCCAGCAUACAGCAUUCCAUCUUGGUGACUGCAACCUUGGUUUACAGAGCCAUUUGGCGACUAGCUUAUAUAUUUACGUUUCUAACACUAGUAGUGACCACCUGACACAAGCAAGUGCUUUUUAUUUUCAUUUCUAUUCCUUUUACUUCCUUUAUGCUCCACCUUUCCCUCCAUGUAGCUCAAGGUGGUAUAAACAGUUCUCCUACUUCUCAUUUAAUCCCCACAACAACCCUGUGAGGUAGGUUAACGCUGAGCAUAGGUGACUGGCCCCCAAGGCAACCCAGUGAGCUUCAUGGCCAAGUGGGGAUUGGAGCCCUUGGGUCUUCCCAUACUCUACCACCUGAUGCUGGCUCUAAUACCUUUGCAUACCCCUGAGGUGAGCGCUCUCUUUGCACACCAAAAUAAUUGCACGUCAAUAUCCUAGAAGUGCUGGCGCUUCCAUUGAGUCACACAGCGGCAGCUUUAAGUUUCCUCUGAUUGGCCAGUGGAAGCAAGGCAGGCACCAAUAGCAGCAGCAUUGGCUGUAGCGUAAAAACAAGCUCCACACACAUUGCCUGCUGUUGCAGGCUUUUGCUGCUCAGCUGAUCUGGAAGUCAUGGGGGCAUCUCUUUCUCAUGCUGUUCCCAGGAAGGUUCAGCUGGCACCUUCAUUAUACACCUUUAGGUGCCAGGCAAAAAUGUCCCUCUUUAACCAGAUCUUAUCCAAUGCCCUUUUAAAAUGUGUUGGGGAGGGGGGAUUAUUGGGUGGUUCUUGUUUUUGUUUUUAUUAUGUAUUUUUUGCCUUUAUGUUGUGAACCACCCUGAGACCUGCAGAUAUAGGGCAGUAUACAAAUUUUAGUAAUAAUAAUAUAAACACAGUUUCCAUGCCUUAAUCCACUUGCAUGGGUAGAUUCUGAAGAAGAAUAGCAAACAUACACUGAACCAGACCAUUGGUCCCUCUAGUUCAAAACUGUCUGCACUGACGGGCAGAGGCUCACCCAGCCCUGUGUUACCCAAGGUCUCCAGGGAUUGAACAUGGGACCUUUUGAAUGCAAGGCAGAAGUGGUCUGUGGAGGGGAAAGUUUGGGAACUAUUGGGCUUAGAGGUUUACAAAGCAGAGUCUGGAUUAUUUUUGCCUGUUGGCAGUGGUUGAUUAAAAUGCUGCAACUCCCAAGUACAACCUCUGCUUGUGCCUUCCCCAGUCUCUGCAUCAAGAGUUAAUUGCCAUCACUGCCCAUCAAUUGUCAUUAAUGCCCAUUUCUUUGUUGUCACAUCUGCCUCUCCUCCAGCUCCCACUGCCUGCGAGCCGCAGCCUUCUACAUCCGAGGUCUCUUUUCCUUUUUCCAAGGGAGGUACAACGAAGCCAAGUGAGUCGUGUGGGGUUGGUUGGCUGGCUGUUCGAGCUUAUGCAGAGGGAGGGAGAAAGCAAGUGAGGGCAGAGAGUGAGAAUGGGGGCUGCUUAGUUGGGUGUGCCUGUUUUUUGAUGGCACUUAGUGAAGACAAGUGGCAACCUGCCUCUCUGCACUGCAUCCUGUGCAGAGGUGGGUUAUUGGAAUGAAUGACAGUGGAGAUGGGAAACCCUCAUUGUUCUGACAAAGCUGGGGUGAUAGGCACAAGUAGGCAUCCUGUUCCUCUUUUUGGAGAGAUGGCUCUGUCCUCUUCCCCCUCCCAGCAAACUUGGAUUACUACUGUUACUAUUAUCAUUAUGUAAAGUGUUAUGUAUCCUGCUGUUCAGCCAAGGGCAGCUUGCAUAGAAUCAAAACAAGGCAAUCCCUGGUGCCCGUACAAUCUGCAAAAAACCCCACGACACACAAGGGAAAAGGGACAAGGAGAGAAGAAGAAGAUCAAAACAGGCAGCAAUUCCUAAUGAGUAGUUCCCUACACUGACCAGCUGGCAAAGGUCAUGGGCAGGAGGUGCCUGAUGGAGCUGGGCCCCCAGCAAAGAUGAUGGAGUCAGCCUUCUGCUUCCCCUCUCUCCCACUGAGGUAGCCAGUGAGUGUUCUGGUUUUCACACAUUCUUUUGGAAACCGAACGUCCGACAGGGUUUCCGCAGCUUCCGAUUGGCUGCAGGUGCUUCCUGCAGCCAAUCAGAAGCUGCGCUUUGGUUUCCAAACAUUUUGGGAAUGGAACAGAGUUCCAGAAUGGAUUCCGUUCAACUUCCAAGGUAUGACUGUAUCAGUGUCUGAUUUUAAAUUGUUGUGAGCUAUCUUGCGGACUUAGGAUAAAAGGCAGGUACAGUGGUACCUCAGGUUAAGUACUUAAUUCGUUCCGGAGGUCUGUACUUAACCUGAAACUGUUCGUAACCUGAAGCACCACUUUAGCUAAUGGGGCCUCCUGCUGCUGCCGCGCCGCUGGAGCCCGAUUUCUGUUCCUAUCCUGAAGCAAAGUUCUUAAGCUGAAGCACUAUUUCAGGGUUAGCGGAGUGUGUAACCCGAAGCGUAUGUAACCCAAGGUACCACUGUAAUACAUCCUCCUCAUUAUCAGCCAAAUUCCAAAGGUCUCCAGUCUCCUCAGUUACAGGCAAGAGACUGGCAGAAUGGCAACACCAUCAGCUUUGCUCCUUAACAGUCCCCUAGAAAUCCACAGAACAUUUUUUUUGGGGGGGAUACCCACCUUGCAGGGAGGGUGUUAGUGGGGGAUUCCAGCUUUUUAAGUGCCUCUGGUCACUGGACAAAAACCAGCAGGGCUUGUUGCAUUCCAGUUGUCGCUUCAGGCUCCUCCUUUUCUUUCCGACAGGCGUUUUCUGCGGGAGACGUUGAAAAUGUCAAACGCGGAAGACCUGAAUCGGUUAACAGCCUGCUCCCUCGUCCUCCUGGGUCACAUCUUCUAUGUGUUGGGGAAUCACAGGGUGAGCAGCACAGGCUCUCUAGAAUCGUGCUCUUGUCAGUGUUUCACUUCUCCUCUGUCACCAAAGGGGACUGGAGCGUGGAAUCAAUCCAGCUUAAGAAUGCCGCCGAGCAGUGCUCUCCAUUCCCCUGAGCUCGUCAGGCCUCUGCUUACAAAAUUGCCAAGAAAGCAGCGGUGCCUCGAGAGGAUAUUGGGCACAUUGUGACACUCGCAAUCAGUUGCCAACUUUUGUAAUGUGGUUUGCUUAUUUGUGUGGGGGUGGGGAGCUGCACAGAAUAGAUGUCCAAGGGUUUGCUGAGGAGAUUGGAACUGUAAAUCCCCCUCCCCCUGCCUCGCAUCCCCUUUAAACUGGUGGAGUCAUAGAAUAUAUGAAUCAUAGAAUAUAUGAUAGAGUUGGAAGGGACCCAAAGGCCAUCUAGGCCAACCCCCUGUAAUACAGGAAUCACAGCUAAAGCAUUCAACCUUCGUUUAAAAACUGCCAGUGAAGCAUAGUCCAUCACCUAAGGUAGUUCAUUCCACUGCUGAACAGCUAUUACCAUCUGGAAAGUUCUUCCUAAUGUUUAGCCAAAAUCUCGGGUCAUCCCCUCUGGAGCAGCAGAAAACAAGCUCAUCUUGUCUUCCAUGUUAUCAUAUCUUCUCAUUCUAAACACCCCCAACUCCCUCAACCGUUCCUCACAAGGCUUGGUUUCCAGGACCUUGAUCAUUUGGGUCGCUCUCCACACUGUUGGAGCGCAGACAGUAAUUUCCCCCACUGUACAUAAAUAAGUCCUAGUGUUUAGAACAGUUGCUUCCAAAGUGCUGCCUUUGGAGAACUCUGCUAGGCUGCCGCAAGAAGUGAAUUGAUGGGAUUAUUUAAGCCCUCGGUGAGGAGGAGGGAGCCUCCUGCAUCUCUGUGUAGAUUGGCUGCUCUGGAGUUGCUUCCGUUUAGAGCUGGAUAAUUCUGCCACAGCUUUACCUGAGGUGUGGGUUGGAAUACUUAUCCAGUCUAAGUGCAGCAACACACUCAGUGGAGCUCCUCAGAGGAGGCUGUGCACCGUGUCUCUGUAAGAACCUAUGAUCUGGAGGUGGAAUAGUGACUCGCACAGGAACGUGGUGGGUACCACUCAUUCUUACCCAUCCGUACAUCAAAAUCAAAACUUGGAAGGGUGCUUGAGCUAUCAGAAGUUUAGAAAAUACUGCUGUUUGGGGGUGGGGGAAGUCCAGUUUGCUCAAGCUGCCUUGCAGCUUUCCUGCAUAGCAGGAGGUUGGACUAGAUGAGCUCUUGGGUCUCUUCCUGCUCUACAGUACUGUGAUUCCAAACGGUGUUUGUGUGCUGCCACUGGGGUUGAGGCAUUCUGGAAUUCCAUUCUUGGGAGUCUUUUAAGAGGUGGCAGGCACAGCCCACUCCUGCGGUUUGGUGUGGGGCAUUUCAUGCAGAAAUUUGGAGGUGGGGGUGGAUUUGUCCACAUGUGAUUUGCUUACACCCUUUGAUCCAAGGCUCUGCUACCCCUAGGAGAGUAACAACAUGGUGGUUCCCGCCAUGCAGUUGGCAAGCAAGAUCCCAGACAUGUCCGUGCAGCUGUGGUCAUCGGCUCUCCUGCGAGGUAAGUGUCAGAGAAGGCGGGUGAGUGGCAGAGCAGCUGCUUGGCAUUCAGAAGGACCCCAGCUCAAUCGCUGAUGGCAUGUUUUGUUUCAAAAGGGGCAGUUAGCAGAUGGCGAGACCCUGGAGAGCACUGCAAUACUGCGCUAGAGAGACCAAGAGUCUGACUUGUUUUUUGUGUGCUGCCUUUAAACUUCCUGCCAAACUGUCCUUGAGGGUGAACUCUCUUCCUAGUUAUUGGAGGAGAGGUGGCUGGCGGGGGGAGAGACUUUCCCCAUUCCUCCAGGAGCCUGAUAAUCAACUUUGAUUGGAGAGGGGGAAAGUCUUCGCUUUUCAAUCACUGCAAAAUAAGGCCUCUUAAAGAAAGAAAGAGGGCAAAGGGUUAAUAUGCAGGUAUUUUUUUUGUUUGGGAACAGUCGGGAUGCCACAUUCAAAUUCAGAACCUUUGCUUCGUUCCUGGUACAGAAAAUGAAAUGGUGGCCAUUUCCUGGGCUUCCCAAGGACCCUCCGUGCAGCUACCAUAUACGUGUAUAUCAUCUUAUUUUAUUGCCAUGUUUGCUCUGCCACAUGGCAGGCAGAGACUCAUUCUUCUUUCAUGGGAACUUAUUUCCAUUUUUGUGCAUAAAGAAUCUUAUAUGAGCAACUUAAUCAUCUUUUGGGGGAAUUCUGUCUCUAUAAUCCCUAAGAUAAAAGCUUCCAGGGUUUUGUUGUUGUUUUUUUGUAUAAUCACUUUAAACAUCUUUUUUAUUCUAUAUCAUUUGCCAAAAAGCCCUUGCUAAAUCUGUGUAUAUCUUUUGCACCUGGAUCUUCUUGGGGAGAUAUUGGGGAAAGUUCUGACUGUGUGGCCUAUUGCCCUUGGCUCUGGUUGGUGUUCUACUAAAAAGGCAAAUUAGGCCUGACAGGCCAAAUGCCUGCCUACCUCCCUAACAUUGCACCAUCUUUGUGGGUUGGUGCUUCUGAAAUGGACAGAGACUAGGUGUGUAACCCCACCGGGAGUCUGCCAUCUCACUCUCCUUUCCUUUUUUCUCCCUUCCCUCUGCGGAAAAAAAGACCUGAACAAAGCCUGUGGGAACGCCAUUGAUGCCCACGAAGCCGCGCAGAUGCACCAGAACUUCUCUCAGCAGCUUCUGCAGGACCACAUCGAGGCCUGUAGUCUCCCAGAGCACAACCUCAUCACGGUAUGUCAGACCCUCCGGACGUUGCUGGAUUCUGGCCCCCAGCCGCCGCCACUGUAGCUCAUGUUCAGGGGGCGAUAGGAGGCCAGCAGCAUCUGUUUCCCAGCCUGCCUUUAUAUAGGCAUCCUGAACUUCCAGAUUUGAGCUGGUUUAGGGUGCCCCUUUAAAUGUGUUGUGGGAGGGGGGAUUACAGUGGUACCUCGCAAGACGAAUGCCUCGCAAGACGGAAAACUCGCAAAACGAAAGGGUUUUUGGUUUUUUGAGUUGCUUCGCAAGACGAUUUUCCCUAUGGGCUUGCUUUGCAAGACGGAAACGUCUUUGCAAAAGUUUGUUUCCUUUUUCUUAAAACCGUUAAUACAGUUGCGACUUGACUUCGAGGAGCAACUCAUAGCACGCGGUGUGGUAGCCUUUUUUGAGGUUUUUAAAGACUUUGGUGAUUUUUGAAGCUUUUCCAAAACUUUUCCGACACCGUGCUUCGCAAGACGAAAAAAACUGCAAGACGAAAAAACUCGCGGAACGAAUUAAUUUCGUCUUGCGAGGCACCACUGUAUUGGUUUGAGGUUGGUCUUAUUUCUGCCAUGUCUUUCGUGGUUUUAAUAUUGUAAUUCUGUGUUGUGGACCACCCUGAGAUCUACGGGUCAAGGGUGGUAUAUAAAUUUUAAUGGUGACAAUUAUUAUAAUUAAUCCUCUGAAUGUCGUUCGCUGGGCAGAGUCGCCACCGUUGCUCUUCAGUCCCUGCUCGUGGGUUUCCCUUUGAGGCAUCUGGUUGGCCACUGUGAGAACAGGAUGCUGGACUAGAUGGGCUGCAGGGCAGUUCUUAUGGGUGGCUUCAAAAAUAUAUUAGAUCAAUUCAUGGAGGAGGACAAGGCUGUGUUCCCCCUCCACUGUUGGGAAGGCCGUCUGCCCUUGAAUACCAGUUGCUGGGGAUCACAGGUGGGGAGAGUUGCUGCUGUUGUGCUUAGGCUCUUCUUGUGGGUUUCCAAUUGUGGAAGGAGGCCUGCUGUGUUAAAAUUACUGUUUUAACAGGGAUGCGGGUUUAACCUGGGUGGGUGCUGUUUUAUUUGGAGGAUGGUGGUGCUUUAACUUUUUGUUAAAUGUUAUAGGUUAAUUUGGAUAUUUUUAUUUGUGAGCUGGAGUAUUGUUUAGGGGCUUUGGUUGGGGAGUGUAUUGUUUAUUAGUGUGUAUGCUGCAUAUGAUGCUUUUUGAAUAGCAAAGUGGCUAAUAAACUCUACUUAAAAGUAAACAGUCAAGCAUCCCCAUAAUACAGGCUGCUAAAUGGUACUGGUUUUGAGGGUAAUAUAACAUUUCCCACUUUGGUUGCUCACUGACCCUCAGCUUGUGUUUCUCCACCCCCACCUGCAGUGGACAGACGGACCCCCACCUGUACAGUUCCAGGCGCAGAACGGACCCACCACCAGUCUGGCCAGCCUGUUGUGAAAGGAGGGCGAUGUGCAGUCUUCACUCGGAGAAGAGGAGGCGACGGAGUUGGGGUUUUUCUUACGCUGAGCUUUUUUUAAACAGACAGUGGGCUGCAGAUUCCUUGCCUUGCAAGUGUUGCGUUAGGGAAGGAGACUUCACAGACUUGCAGGAUAGCAUGGCCACUCUCAGCUCCUUCUUAAGGUUUCUGUGUUUUGCCUGGAUUGCAGGUGUGUGUGUCUCCAUUGCACACACACACACAAACACACACACAAUUGUGAGAAGGGGUUUUGAUACAUCCGUUCCCUGACCCAGAAUUAGGUUUUACGCAAUUCACAUGGAAAAGUGUUCUUUCCAUUAAGCUGAUUCUUUUCAACAAAACUUUACAGACAAUUUUCUAAUGAAGGAUAAAAACUGGGUGUGGGGAAGCAGGGGAGGAAACCACCCAGCUAAUUUGAACCUGCCUGUUAUAAUGUCACAUCCUUGCAUUUUAACUGGCACACUCCCAAGGCUGUUACGUUUGUUUUUUUGAAGGAAAUCAAUUCGGUGGUCCGGUAGCCACCAGCCAACACGGACUGUGCAUUCCCUAACAGUUGACUCCUUUUGGCUUGGCAUAUAGUAGAAAGAACUGUGCAUAGAAGCAAAGUGAAAAUGGAGUGUGGGGCACUUCAGGGAACAUUUGUUCCAUGUUCUUGGAGACGGGAGGCUUGGGCAGUUCAUGCGGGAGAGCAGAUCGCAACUACUACUGAAUCUCCCGGGUUGGCUCCCCCCCCCCCCCAUGAUAAAUCUCUUUCCCUUUAAUUGCUUUUUCAUCUUUUUUCUUAAAAGCAAAACAGAACACCCAGAUCAGUGAUUUCCCACUGGGAAGGCAAACUCAUCAAACCUUGUCCUUUUCCUUUCCAUAGCUCCUGAGGUUCAUAGAUGCAGGCUGCCCCAGUUGCCGUACCUCCAGCUUACCAGAGCCAAGUGCCCCUUGCCCGCCCCCACCUUUUACCAAGGUGGCUCAGAAAGGACCCUGCUUCUCCCAGCCCUCUUGUCCUCAAUGGAGAAAGUGGGAGCAAGAAGGAAUGAAGGCUUGGCUUGGAUGUGCCUGCAUAGAUGGACACCAAGGGGCACCAGAGAAGUGCAGGAUGUGGUACUGUGGCCGGAGUUCAGUGCAUGUAGAAUCUCCUCUCUCUUUCUCAAAAAGGCAGAUUCCCAGCCCUCAGUGGACUUGAAAGUUUUCUGUGGGCAAUUAUGUUCCGAGAUCGUAGAAAUCAAGAGGCUUUCCUGUGUUGGGAUAAAAGUGUGCCCUUACCCUGCUCUGGCUAGCAAAAACAGGAAUAUUUUAUGCAAAGUACUAAAACUAGUUAUGCAUUGUGAUCAAUUUGCAUAAUUUAAUCGUGUUGCAGAAUCCUGCUUUUCUUGGUGCAGAACUUCUGUUUUUAGCACAGGGACACAGUCAUGCUUUUAGUGUGCGUGUGUGGGUUUUUGUUUUUAAAAAGGAAAUAUUUCCUUUCAGCCAGAUUAACUUGAGCAUUCAAUCAUGGAUUUUUCAAAUCAAGAAUACAGUCGUACCUCUGCUUACAUUUCCCUCCGGUUACGUAAACUUCGGGAUACGUAAGCGGCAAACCCGGAAGUAUAUUUCUGGGUUUUUGCCCCGCGUGCAUGCGCAGAAGCGCUCUACUGCUGUGCGCGUGUGCGCAGAAGCAGUCUCUCCAGUUUCAAAAACCUCGGGAUCCGGCCAGACCUCCAUAACGGAUCCCAUCCACAACCGGAGGUACCACUGUAUUCAUAAACUGAAAAAAUGACCUGUGUCCUCUAUCUAAUCAUGUUUUCUCGUGGGGCUGCUUCAUUCUGCUACUGAAACCUGUUGCAGACCCUCCAGGUUUUCUGGAGAUGGUUGAUGAUGUGCAAAAAAAAAGUCCCAGCAGGGAAGUUGCUUUCAGUGUCUGCAGAGGGUUUGGAAGUAAUGCCUCAAAGAAGCUGAGUGUGUUGGCUCAGUAGAGCGGAGUCUCUGCUUCUCUUACCCCUAGAAGAGAUCAUGAACUGAAGCUUCCCUUCAGCCUUGAGCUGUGUCUUUCUCAUCCUUGCAGUGACCCUCGGACCUGCUUUUUCUCUGACAGACUUGUCCUACACUUGGGAUAAAGAGCACCAGAGUUACCAAAUGUUCCAGGAAGGUGUUGAGACCAGUGAUAAUAGACCUGUUGCCUUUUGCGGGGGGGGGGGGAGUGUUUAGCUCCUCCUUUCCUCAGUUGCUUUUUCAGCUGAGAUCCAAGUCAAGCUGGAUCUGCAAACCUGACAUUUCUGCAAACCCUUUUGAAUGGAAUGGAUCUUUCAUUUGCUUGUUUGUCUGAGGGCAGCACAGAAGGAUGGCCUAUUCCCAGGAUUUUCAGGCAAAGGGGAGGCGAUGAUUAUGUUGAUUUUCCCAGACCAGGGACCAGAAGUGUAUACAGCCGCAGAGGCUGAACUCUUCACCCUCCCUCUGCCCCCACCUCCAAGACACCCUUUGGGCACCAUCUCUAGAGUUAACAAGAGGACAGGUUGUUCAAUAUUGGCAUUAGUAUUUUUAUUUUAUUUUUUAAAAAAGAGAGGAAAAAGUGAUAUUAGUGACAAAUUAAGCAUGUUUUGACAAAUGUGUUUGAGAGGCAUUAAGUGGUUCUUACAACUUGGAAAAAAGCACUAAGUUGAUCCUGAGAGAACUCUUCCACACUUUGGGUUAGAAACUCCCCACCCCUUUGGGGAAGCCCCGUGUUGAAAUCGCUUGGAGGGGUUGGCUCUAUCAGGCCGUGUGUUGAGUAUGUCUGCUGUAAUACCUGCGCCCCCCUCCCCAAAAGUUUCCCACCUGCCCACCCCAUCCCAGCAGACCCCUGUCUUACGACCAGGGGCCCCACCUUCCCAGAAAACCCUCAUUUGGGCCAGUUAGGUGGGCACCUUUGUAACUUUGCACAGUUAAAAGUGUGGCACCUGCUCCACUUGAUGUGAGAAAUUAUUUGCUUGGUCACUCUUAACAGUCCUCCUCUCUCCUGCUGAUGUCAGGCUCUCUGUGAAAGAGUUCUUUUUAUGUACUUAAAAAAAGAAAGUGCGCUUUAGUAAAUUUGUACAGUUUUGUCUUUUAGCCUUUUUCCAAAAAAGUGUUUAACCUUUUCCUAGCGAUAACGUGCAGACAUUAAAAAAAAUGUACAGUGGU
Molecule: messenger RNA, 29664 nt
Organism: Podarcis lilfordi (Lilford's wall lizard)
Lineage: Eukaryota; Metazoa; Chordata; Lepidosauria; Squamata; Lacertidae
Source: the annotation of a GenBank genome assembly